Clarias gariepinus (North African catfish) is the source of this 2635-nucleotide messenger RNA. It is a transcript of the gene unc119a2, whose product is annotated as unc-119 homolog b (C. elegans). NCBI's taxonomy places the organism in Eukaryota, Metazoa, Chordata, Actinopteri, Siluriformes, Clariidae. The transcript is spliced from 5 exons. The record is from RefSeq and is a predicted model, not a curated record. Gene Ontology annotation, cellular component: spindle midzone; intercellular bridge; spindle pole. Bases 23 to 838 code for a protein of 271 amino acids. Gene Ontology annotation, molecular function: lipid binding. Gene Ontology annotation, biological process: negative regulation of clathrin-dependent endocytosis; lipoprotein transport; negative regulation of caveolin-mediated endocytosis.
GAGGAGGAGGAGGGACAGGAUAAUGAGCUAUUCUUGUACCAGCGCGGGCAGCAGCCAGGACGCACCGAGCUGUAAUAAGAAUACGAAGAAGAAGAAGAAGUGCGGCGGCGGCGGCGUUAAUCCCGCCAGUCGCAGCGGCACCGGCACCGGACACCGCGCGCGCUCCAGUCCCGGCGACGGCGAGUCGAGCUCGAACCCCGAACCAGACGAGGCCAUGAAAGUCAAGAAGGGCUGCAACACCACGGACCUCGGAGUCCCCAUCACCACCGAGGAGGAGCUGCUGGCCAACAGCAUCAUCACCCCGGAGGACGUGCUGGGGUUGCAGAAGAUCACGGAAAAUUACUUGUGCAGUCCGGAGGACAACGUGUACAACAUCGACUUCACACGGUUUAAGAUAAGGGACAUGGAGACAGGGACGGUGCUGUUCGAGAUUACGAAGCCUCCAGUAACAGACAAGGGUGGAGAGAAACGAGACAUCGACCCCAGUGCUGGACGAUUCGUGCGCUACCAGUUCACUCCAGCAUUUCUACGCCUCCGGCAGGUUGGAGCCACCGUCGAGUUCACAGUGGGCGACAUCCCCAUCAACAACUUCCGCAUGAUCGAGAGGCAUUACUUCCGAGAUCAGCUGCUCAAGAGCUUUGACUUCGAGUUCGGCUUCUGCAUCCCGAGCAGCAAGAACACCUGCGAGCACAUCUACGAGUUCCCGCCGCUCUCAGAGGACAUCAUGCGCGAGAUGAUCCUGCACCCCUACGAGACGCAGUCCGACAGCUUCUACUUCGUGGACAACAAGCUGGUCAUGCAUAACAAAGCAGACUACUCUUACAGCGGAGGCCCGUAAGACGACGGCUUCGAGCCAGGAUGGAUCGACCCGGAUGGUCCGAUCGAAUGCCCAGCCCACGUGCAUCUGUGUGCACCAAUCACGCCCUUCCUGAUUUUGUGUCAAUGACAUGUGGUGAUGCCUGUCUGUGUGAAUAGAUGACCAUGACUUUUCACACGUAUAUACAUAUCAUAAAUGUGUUUAAGAUCUUUAUUUGUUUUUCACAACACACCAGCAAAAAUAAUGUUUAUUUGGGAAUUUUAUCUGAUACUAGUUUUUUUUUUUUUGGAACAGGUUGUUAUUAAUUUUGUGGUUAUUUACUGUAUAUGGGCAAGUAUGGCCACUGUGCUGGGCGGUAAAGGGAAUGAUUAGGGCUAUAUGCUUGACUGCUCCACUGUGUGUGUGUGUGUGUGUGUGUGUGUGUGUGUGUGUUGGAAAAAUAGAGAGAGACCUUGAUAUGGUUUUAUGCUGUGAGACUGACUGCUGUUAAAGUUAAAGACUGACUGGAGUUAAAUCGAUAUGCUGUUACCUAUCGAUUAACAAACAUGAGAUUCUAUCAGAGUUUUCUCAGUGUGAGAUUAAAUAUCUGUAAAUUCAUCAAGAAUACAAUCGUAGAACAUUUCUUCUUCACCUUCCUCUUCUUUCUCUUGACAUGUUGUAAUUUAUUGUAUAAGGUGAAGUAUUACGAGGGGCGUUCAAGUCAAACCGGGACCGGUGAUGAAAUUUCCGGUGAAUGAAGACGUAAAAGUGAUUGAAAUGAGGCACUGCAGGAAAACAUAUGAACAAACGUUUUAAACAAGGCCGUACAUCUGUGAAAGACGAUUCCGGGAUCCUGGGAGGCCGGUGUUUUAGACGUGAAUAAGACAGGAAGUAUCAGGGCUCCGACAUCCUGAGAAAACUUUCUACCUGGAUGGUAUCCACGCUCUAGUGAAACUCUGGGAUAAGUGCAUUAGUGCAGCAGGGGAUUAGAUAUAGAGAAAUAAAGUGAGUUUUUACUCUUAUAAUUGUCUUCUGUUAUUUUGUACAAUCAAAAAUCCCAGUUUGACUUGAACGCCCCUAGUAUUUGCGUUUCCAGUGCACGUCUUUUAAUAUGAUCACAUGUUAUGAACACAGAACAAAUUCCCCAAGACAACACUACAUGACUGCGGUAUUGCACUACACCAAGUUAUCACACCAAUGGAAACCUUUUAUCAUAUGAUCUCAUAAAAAUGUCAGUGUGCAAUCUUCUUUCUUAUGUCUGCUUUGUAAGGAACUGUUCUUAAAAAUUUAAUAUAUUCAUAUAAAAAAAAUCCCACAGGACAGGACAGAAAGAAUGACGUAAUUCAUGUUUGGUGUGUGCGACCUUUUAUUCAUAAACAAAUGGCUUUUGGUUUUCUUACGAAAUGUUGACUCUACGAGGUCUACUGUGGUAGAUAUACAGUAUAAGGAGAAAGUGAAAAGGCACAUCUCUUUCUUCGUCAAGCAUUCCUUCAAUCACACAUUCCAGUGAGUUUGGUAUCUUUUGAGCGUUCAUGUAUAGAACAGAAAGUAGAACUAGCGUUUUAUUCAAGGACGUGUCGUAUCUUUUAUAUGAUUCAUUUAUUUUUAAGUGUAAAAAUGUUAAAUUAGGAGAAUUUCAAGAAUCGUGUCUGGUUUUAUUUUAUGCCCUGACAGGCUUAAAAAUUAGUUCUUUAAUAAUGUUUCUAGUUCGAACUUGUAACAGCUUAAUUUCUGAUUGUGAUCUACUGUACAUUUUCAGAAAAAAAAAAGAAAAACAAAUGUUUUGGACAGCUCUGAUGCAAGUCUGGAAUAAAACUAAAUGAAAUAAAUGUAACUGUG